This is a messenger RNA of Cygnus olor (mute swan), 5095 nucleotides long. RefSeq names its product solute carrier family 7 member 4 (gene SLC7A4). Gene Ontology annotation, biological process: transmembrane transport; amino acid transport. NCBI's taxonomy places the organism in Eukaryota, Metazoa, Chordata, Aves, Anseriformes, Anatidae. The coding region runs from base 187 to 2148 and encodes 653 amino acids. The record is from RefSeq and is a predicted model, not a curated record. Gene Ontology annotation, molecular function: amino acid transmembrane transporter activity. Gene Ontology annotation, cellular component: plasma membrane. The transcript is spliced from 5 exons.
GCCGGACCGGGCGGGGCCGGCUCGGCGCGGAUCGGCUCGGAGCAGGUGCGGGCCGGAGCCGCGCGGAGCUCCGGGGGCGCAGGGGCCGCACGGGGCAGGUGAGCGGGGCCGGGGCAGGUCUCCGAGCAGGGUGUCGCUGCUGUGGAGCCCUCGUCCUGCCAGAGGGCAGGCCCCGGUGCCUGCAGGAUGGCGAGAUGGCUGCCUCGCUCCGCGGACCUGACCCGCUUCUGCCAGAAACUCAACCGAGUGAAGACCUUAGAGGAUGACAUGAUGGAGACAUCCUUCAACAGAUGCCUUUCCACCAUCGACUUGACGUUGCUGGGCAUUGGGGGCAUGGUGGGCUCUGGGCUGUACGUCCUCACAGGCACCGUAGCCAAGGAGAUGGCUGGCCCCGCUGUCAUCGUCUCUUUCAUCAUUGCUGGCUUUGCCUCACUCCUGGCUGCUCUCUGCUACGCCGAGUUUGGGGCCCGGGUACCCAAGACGGGCUCUGCCUACAUGUUCACCUACGUGUCCGUGGGUGAGAUUUGGGCGUUUCUCAUCGGCUGGAACGUGCUGCUGGAGUACAUGAUUGGGGGCGCAGCGGUGGCCAGGGCCUGGAGCGGCUACCUGGACUCCAUCUUCAACCACAAAAUUAAGAACUUCACUGAGACCCACAUCGGCACCUGGCAGGUUCCCUUCCUGGCCCACUACCCUGACUUCCUGGCAGCCACCAUCCUGCUGGUAGCCACUGCCUUCAUUUCCUUUGGGGCCAAAGUGUCCUCCUGGCUCAACCACGUCUUCUCGGCCAUCAGCAUAGGCGUCAUCCUCUUCAUUCUCAUCAUGGGCUUUGUCCUCGCACAGCCCAAGAACUGGGGUGCCCAGGAGGGAGGCUUUGCCCCAUACGGAUUGUCAGGCAUCAUGGCUGGCACAGCCACCUGCUUCUAUGCCUUUGUGGGCUUUGAUGUCAUCGCAGCCUCCAGUGAAGAAGCCAGGAACCCACAGAAGGCUGUCCCCAGGGCCAUAGUGUUCUCCUUGGGGUUGGCCACCGGCGCCUACAUCCUUGUGUCCAUGGUGCUGACACUGAUGGUGCCCUGGCACACGCUGGACCCUGACUCUGCCCUGGCUGAUGCAUUUUACAGGAGAGGCUACUCCUGGGCAGGAUUUCUGGUGGCCGCUGGCUCCAUCUGUGCAAUGAACACGGUCCUGCUGAGCAACCUCUUCUCCCUGCCACGCAUUGUCUAUGCCAUGGCCGAGGACGGGCUCUUCUUCCAGGUGUUCUCCCGAGUGCACCCCCGCACGCAGGUGCCCGUCAUUGGCAUUGUGGUCUUUGGGCUGCUCAUGGCCCUGCUGGCCCUCGUCUUUGACCUGGAGGCCCUGGUGCAGUUCCUGUCCAUCGGCACGCUGCUUGCCUACACCUUUGUGGCUGCCAGCAUCAUCGUGCUGCGCUUCCAGCAGCAGAAGGCAGGCGCCCCCACGCAGCCAGCUGGCAGCCGGCCCAGCCCCGAGCCCUGCGAGGGCCCUGCCGCCAGCGAGCUGAAGGAGUACGAGUCCUUCUCUGACAAGCUCCAGCUGGUGGAUAGAGACAAGAGCAAAGAGCACCGGGAGCCGGGGCAGCUGAAGGCAGCUUUCGAGCCCUACCUGGAGUUCCUCAGCGACUUUUACCCAGGCGAGGUGGUCACGGUGGCUGUGGUGACCCUGAUGGUGUCUGCCAUCUGCCUCUGCUCCAUCUUGGUGUUUGGCAACACCCACCUCCACCUGCCCACCUGGAGUUACUCCCUGCUGCUCGUCCUCUUCAGCCUGGGUUUCCUGCUCAGCCUGCUCCUCAUCUGGGUGCACGAGCAGCAGCGCAGCACGCAGACCUUCCAGAUCCCCCUGGUGCCCCUGUCCCCAGCACUGAGCAUCGUCCUCAAUAUCUAUCUCAUGCUGAAGCUCAGCUAUGUGACGUGGCUUCGCUUCACGGUCUGGCUCAUCUUAGGCCUGCUCGUCUACUUCGGCUAUGGCAUCUGGCACAGCAAGGAGAACCUGCGGGAGCCCCAGCUGCAGCGUGUCAGCGCCCACUACGUGGUGUUCCCCAGCGGCAGCCUGGAGGAGACGGUGCAAGCGGUGCAGCCCAGCCCCCAGCCCGCUGCUGGGCUGCCAGACACGGACACCGAUGAGGCCAAGAGAUGACGCCCCAGGGGAGGGGGCAGCUGGGUGGCCACAGCUCUGGAAGCGCCUGCCCCCACCCCACGACAAAGCCAGGGACCCCCCUCUGCCCAGCCCCCUGGGCAGCAAGGGCUGCCUGGGUGUGUGGCUCCGUCCAGGGAGGGCAUGGGGACACCCGCCCUUCCCCGUGCGCUUACUGCAGAGUGUGGGGGGCUGGCUGCCUCCAUCCCCGGCCCUGGUGACACAGCUCUUGGCCCCCAAAACCUAGUGCCUGCCAUGCCCACGGGGAGCCCCACACCUGCCACCUUCCCCUGCACACACCCAGGUGCCGUGCAGCAAAUCUCCCUUCUGCUGGCCCAUCCCCACAGCCCUACACAGCCAGGGACACCGGGGCUGGGCCAGACAGCCCAGUGCUGCCCAUCCCAGGCCCCGUCCUGGUUCUUGCUGCAGCCCCGAGCUGCCAGCAGAAGGAGCUGGCUGUCCCCUUCGUUGGCUGCCCCCACCUCUCCAGGGGCUGCUCUCAUGAAAUGCCAGGGCUGCGGGAUGCAAGGAGCAGCUGGGGACAUGUGAGGUGGAGAAGGGAUGUGGCAGGGUGCAGGAACCUCCUUCAUAGCCAGGACCAUGGGAAAGCCAGUGCGGCUUGCAUUGUAGGAGCCCUGCUGCCUCUUCCCAGCUGCUGGUGCCAGCUGUUCUGGGGUGUGCUGGAGGCUGGCGGCUGCACCAGGCAGACUGGGAGCCCAACGGCGAGGUCCUGUCAGGCCAGACUUUUGCCCGGCCCUGCAGGAGGGGUGGGCGCUCAGGACCUUGUCCUCUGAGGUGGCAGCAGCCUCCCUGGGAGCCUCCCAGCUCCCCCCUUCCUCUGCGCUCCAGCAGCUCAUUCCGCACCAUCACCUGCAUGGGCACAGCCGCUGCCCUUUCCUGGCUCCCGGUGGCUCAGGAAGGGCUCUGUGGGUGCUCUUUGGUUUCAGCCCCUGCCCUGCACAUGUCCCUGAGCGGUGGUGUUGGUGGGGGGGCGGUCCCAGCACCCACCUGGCAGUGCUGCUGGGGCUGCCCUGGCAAGGAUGCUGUGCUGGGCAAUCCCUGCCUGAAGCAGAAGGUAUCGGGGUUUUGGCAUGUUUCGAAAGAGGCUGCUGAACUGCGAGGCCUCCAGCAUGCAUGCCCUGCCCUGCCCUGCUGUGUGGUGGGCAUGCAGCAUCCCCUGCAUCCCCCUGUGGGGUCAGCCGUGCCCUGGCAGGGAGCUGGUUCCCAUUGUUCAUCCUGUCACACCCAGGGGUGCAGGGGCUUUGCGCAAUCUGAUGGCUCCUCAGUGACCCCACCCCCAAUGGCGCAAAUCUGCUGGUCCUGCCCAUGUCCUGCUUGCCCCCUGCGCUGUUGCUGCUGCCUGGACCCUGCCCUGUGGCUGCCGUGCGGGGGGGGCUGCUGUGUCCCCACCAUGCUGCAGCCCUGCUUGGCACCUCUGUGUAGUGGCUUGUGAGCAACGGGCUGACUCAGUCACCCUCAUAAAUACUGGUUCUGCAACGGCUCUGUGUGUGUGUGCUGUAUGUCCCCCAUAGCCCACCUCUGGAAGCUGCUCCCCCAGCAGGAAAGCCCCCAGAAGCUUGGGCAAGGGGAGGUUUGCACCACCUGUGAGGGCCUGAACCCCUUUGUCAGCUUCAAGGACAAUGCUGAGCAGGGAAGUGUCCUGGCACCAGGGCAGAGUCUUUAAUGCUGCCAAAAGUCAUGACCUGAGCUGAUGAGAGAACUUGUGAACCAGUGUAAAUAAUGUGACUUAAAAAGCAAGUCACAAGUUAGCCUGCCUGGCCCCAACCUCACCGUUGUUCGCUAGGGAAGUUCCUUUCCCUGAUAAGAAAGUCACUCUUCAUUUAAAAAAAAUAAAUAGCAGCUAGCUGGGGAGACAGAUAGCUUUAAGUCUCCUUAUCAAUUGUUUCUUCUUAAUCUCCACUAUAAAUCUGUUGUCUUCAAGAUAAAGGCCAGCAGGAGAGAAGUAGAACUCCUGGCAGAGCAGAAAAGGCUGACGCUCGAAUCAGUUUUCUGUUCUCUUUUGUAAGAAAGGGUACUGCCGCACCGUGAAAUAUGCUCAGCGGUGGCAGGCUGAGCUCACCCUGCAUGGGCGGUGUUUGGUACAGCUUCAUCUGCCGUGAUGACCUGAGUGUUGCCAAAUGAGCCACUAAGCCAUUGCUAUUUAACCUAGUUAAAAAUGUUUAUUUGUAAAAACGCAGAGAGCUUACAGUUACUGUUGUACUGAUCCAUAAAAACCAAGCGUGGCUGUGGGGCCUGCACACUAGCAUGGGCUGGGCAAGCAUCAGGGAGUGACGUGGAUGCAGCUGGCAGGGAAUUAAAGGAUCAAAACAUAAUUAGUGGCAGCCUGGGAGGAGAGUAUGCCCUCUUGAGCACAUUUAUUGUUUUUUGUUUUGUUUUGUUUUGUUUGUUUUUGUGGUGGUUUUUUUUUUUACACAGGAUUACAGAAUUGGUCGGUUCAUCUGUCCCAUACAACAUCCUAUUGCACUGAUGUGUCCUGGACAGAAGCAGAACAUGCAUUAAUUGAUUUUAAAUUGCCUACCUAAUUAUGCUCAAAACCAGCAAAGCCUGUUUUUUUUUUGUCAGCAGCCACUGACGCCAAUGGAGCCCUCCCAUAAUGAUCCUAAAAUUGUAUCAGCAGGAGAAAAAUCUAAACGAAAGCAUGUCAGCAGUGCUCUGAGAUGCUAAUUGCAGCCAGGCAAGCACCUUCAGUGGGGUUCAGCACAUGGCCAUCGGCUGGGUGCAGGUGCAUCAAAUGUGGUGGAAAAGAUGUCAGCUCCCCUUCUGUAUUCCCAUACACAUGACCCAGGCAGGCUGGAAAACAAACCACCCCCGUGUGUGGCUCACAGUUCACUUUCAUGGGGCACGGGGAGAGAGGAGUUUGUUGUUUUACAGUGGCUGAUAUAAUUUUCCAUGGGAGUAUCUUUCUGCAGAUUAGUUGUUUAAAAACAAA